AUGCCUGGAGAGAUUCCCAUCGGUGCACCACCACCUAUACUAUGGAAUCCGCCUCGUCUACCGCCUCUCGACAUGACUGGUAUGCUGAAUCUGCGUCCUCCCGCACAGCUCUACCCCGAGGAAAAUACGCCCGAUGUUCACAGAAACGCACUGCACUACGUUCACGUAUCCGAAACUACUCCUCCAAUCACCAAUGCUCCUCCCCUUACGGUUCUUCCAACAGAUACAGCGCUGAACUCUUUUGAGCGCAGCGAAUCCACCACUAAAAUAAUGGACAUCUCCAUCGAAUCACAUCCAAAAGUGGAAGAGCAAGCGCAGCUGGGGUUAACCUUCGCUCCUUCACAAGAUGAAUUCAAAAAUGAAAGCCCAGCUGCAGCCACAUUUGAUGUAGCAGAAUCGCCAUUGGACAACUUCUUUUAUCCGGAAGACGUUGCAGAUAUCACCCAAACUACAACCAUAAGUUCAACUUCCAUCGAUUAUGAAGAAGUGUACGCACAGAAACGCAUCGCCGAAAAGCAGAGCACCACUGAAGUCACUCAAGCGAUCACGGAUGAGAUACCACCUGCUGAUGAUAAAUUGCGGCCUCCCAUUUAUGUCGAGGCAUCGCACUUCGAGACAUUCGAGCCGGCUAUUGAGACAGUGACGGUGGAUGUCUCUAUCAACUACACCAAUACCAAUAGUGAAUCCGAAAACGAGAAAGACAAUUUCGAUACCUCGACGACGGAGACAGCAUAUGUAGAAAACUAUUCCCUGCGGCAACGAGAGGACCCCCAGCGGAAAAUGAAAGACGUAGCUGUGACACAACCUGCAGACCCUUUCUGGACAUUUCCACAAGAAGAUUUACAUGCAGUCAAACCGGCAAAGGCUUUCAGAGGUCUGAACAGUAUGAUUGUAGAAAAGCACCGAGAAAGCGGAGUGGUCGGGAAACAAAGCUUAAGGGAAGCUACCGGGAAGAGACAAAGUGUUUUCGUCGAUGUUUUUAGAAGAGAGAAGUUCAAGCAUUCAUUCGGCAGAAAGCGAGACAGGGAAGGGCAGAAACCGAAAUGCAACAGUGCUGCUCUUUGGAACAUCAUGGAGCAGAAGAUGUCUACAUCCGCCUCUGCUUCCAAACAAGUGCUCUAUUCCGCAGUGUUGGCAAGGUUCCCAGGCAGGAUUGCCAGUGUCAUUUGCUCACGUUAUUCGUUCUCAUACAUUGUCGUCACGUCUCCAAUCUACUGCGAACAUCGAAAGACACCUCUCACAUGCUUUGCGUUCAUUCAACCUUAG
Haemonchus placei is the source of this 1266-nucleotide messenger RNA. Lineage: Eukaryota; Metazoa; Nematoda; Chromadorea; Rhabditida; Trichostrongylidae. The record is from the annotation of a GenBank genome assembly.